GUUGUGGGAGUUCGAGACCGGCGACUUGAUUCACCCAAACAGUAGCCGCUUCCACCACCACCGUUUCUCUCUUCCGGCUUCCCACUUAAUUGUGACCUACCAUAAUGGACUGGGCUGCUGUACAUAAAAUUUGGGAUAGAUGGGCACCUAACCAUGUUGGUUCUUCUGGUCAACCAUUGAAGGCUGCUUUGCUAAUUAACUACGAUCCAACCGGACCCUCACGUCUGUUGUCUACCAUUGCAGAGCAAGAAGGGAUAAAAACAGAUCCCACUGAAUUGAGUUCCUUUGUCAGUUUUGUCAAACAAAACAAGUUCCAGACAGAGAGCUUCUUUAUUGGGCAAAACGAAUAUAUCGUCACAUCAAUUCAUGAGAGUUGGUUCUGUGGAAGGUGCAUGAAUUCUACAAAGCCUGCUGGUGAAGGUGCUAUUGUGAUGCAGACAACAGCAUUCCUCUUGGUUGCAUUAUACGAUGGAUCUCUUGGAUCAGCAUCUCGUGCAAUGGUUGCUGCUGAUCAGUUUGCAUGGCAGUUAGGUCGAAAAAAUUAUUGACCUCAUUGCAAGAAGAUAGUGCACAAAAUAAGUCUCUUGUAGGAUUAUGGGUGGACUUGAAGGGAACUUUAUCAUGUCCAAAAAUUCGGGUUUUCCACUCGAACUGAACAGUUGAAAGGAUUCAACGAGACAAAAACUGAUGAGGUUGAGCCUGGAUGA
Messenger RNA from Ilex paraguariensis (yerba mate), 707 nucleotides. Lineage: Eukaryota; Viridiplantae; Streptophyta; Magnoliopsida; Aquifoliales; Aquifoliaceae. The record is from the annotation of a GenBank genome assembly.